AUGACAGCAAAGAAAACUCUAAUCGAAUCUAUGGCGUGUUCUUUCACGGGGAUGUCUAUUCAUGAAAAUGGUAGUUAUGAGUCAAAUGAUCUCGUGGUCAAUGACGAAAGAUCAGAGAAUUCUCAGAAGGAUUCUAUUGACUCCGACUCGAAAAAUAAAUGUUUAUUACCAACUACGACUAAUUCUAUUACAAAUGACCACAAUAAUAAUAAUGAGAAUAACAAGAAAUGUAAAAAGCUGACAAUAAACGAAUUUCCAAAUGAAAUUUUAUCAAUGGUCAUUCAUAAACUAAGUAAUGACAAUUCAGCGCGUAAAUUAUGGUCGUUACGUCGAGUUAGUCGUCAAUGGAAAUACGUCAUCCAUCAAGUCCUCUACGAAAAAGUAAAAUAUCGGUUGACUCAUUCUUCGCCAACCUCCGUGCAACUGUACACCUGCCAAAUUACCGAGAGCAAGGUGAAAUAUUCGGAUUCCAUUCGUGUCCACAUUACCGGGUACGAUAAGGAGACGGGUGAAAUGAUGCUUCGGUGUCAGCAGAGUCAGCAUUUCUCGCGUGUAAACAAAAAAACCAAACUUUUUCUGGUGGUGAGAAGGAAAACGCCUGUUAUAAUGCGAAAGGGUAUUAUUAAUAAUAACGUCGCAGAACCUAACAAUAACGAAAACAUAACAUUACGUACUGAGGAAUGUAAAGAACCGCUACGCGAUGGAAAACACGUGUUCUAUAAAGAAAAUUCCUUCAAGAUUGAAUAUGAGCUCAAGAGAAAUUAUACUAGUGACGCGAUAAUUACUAAAGCUUUUGAGAAGUGUCUUUCGGUUUUAUCGGUUGUCGUGUCACCAAUUUUAGUUUUGGAAACGGCAAUCUCCAUUUAA
Messenger RNA from Ambispora leptoticha, 867 nucleotides. The record is from the annotation of a GenBank genome assembly. Lineage: Eukaryota; Fungi; Glomeromycota; Glomeromycetes; Archaeosporales; Ambisporaceae.